Molecule: messenger RNA, 2754 nt
Organism: Sporothrix brasiliensis 5110
Lineage: Eukaryota; Fungi; Ascomycota; Sordariomycetes; Ophiostomatales; Ophiostomataceae
Exons: 2
Coding region: 1-2754 (917 amino acids)
Source: RefSeq, a predicted model, not a curated record
AUGUCUGCCGCCACAUCCGUGGGGUCCGCGCCCUCUGUACCGCUUGUCCUGGCCCGACCAUCACCUGCCAAUAUCCCGCCGCUCAAGUCCCUUACGAUCCAACAGGUUCUGGAUGGCCUUUCCGCCGCCACGUUUACGACAGAGCAGCUCGUCCAGGCCCAUCUGAACCAGAUUGCUCGUUUCGACAGCGAACUGCACGCCGUGCUGCAGAUCAACCCCAAUGCACUCAACAUUGCGCGAGACCUCGACGCGGAACUGGCUGGCCUGGAUGGCCCAGCGCGCGAGAAAAAGAUGCGCCCUCUCCAUGGCGUCCCAUUGCUCGUCAAGGACAAUGUCGCCACUGCGGAGCCGGCACUCGAAGCCACAGCCGGGUCGCUGGCCCUCCUGGGAGCCAAGCCCGUGCGCGAAAACAGGGCCGUCACUCGUCUGCGCGAUGCGGGGUGCGUGCUGCUGGGCACGACCAACUGCUCUGAGUGGGCCAACUUCCGGUCUCGACCGUCGGACAGCGGCUGGAGUGCCCGCGGUGGGCAGACGUACGGCGCGUACCAUGCCAGACAGGAUCCCUCUGGGAGCAGCAGCGGCUCUGCCGUGGCCGUCGACAUGGGGUACUGCGUGCUAGCCGUGGGCACAGAGACGUCCGGCAGCAUUAUCAGCCCGGCCACGCAAAACAACAUUGUUGGCCUGAAGCCAACAACGGGUCUGGUGUCGCGCGACGCCGUCGUUCCUAUCUCGCCGCAGCAGGAUACGCUGGGCCCGAUGACGCGGACCUUGGCUGACGCAGCACUGAUGCUGGAUGUGAUGAUGGGCCGCGACGAGCAUGAUCCCAAGACGGCCGAGAUUCCCGAGGCACGGCUGCAGUCACCACUUCAUCCAAAACUUACUGCCGUUGAAGAAGACGCGCCACUCUCUCUCCGAAUCGGAAUUCCGCGUGAUGCACUCCAGGGCAUCAAGUCUGCGAUCCUCGAGGCGUUCGAAACCCGCGUGGUCGCUCCGUUGCGGGCCCGAGAGGGUGUCACAAUCGUCGACUGUACAAUGCCGGGCCUCCUCCGCUUCAAGAACUUGUCGCUCGUGGAGAAGACCAACUACAUGGCAGGCGAGUUUCAUGAUGCGCUGCCGGCAUACUUGGCCGCACUGACGGCCAACCCGCAUCAUAUUGAUGGCGUAAAGGCACUGUGCGCAUUCAUUAAGUCGACGCCGGAGGAGGAAUAUGGCGAGAAUGAGGAGACAGACGAAAAGAGAGACGACUCGGCAGGUGACACUACAGAAGAGGAGCCAGAAAAUAUCGUCGAGGAGGCUGUCCACGACGUCGGCCCUCCUCGCCGCAAUAUUGAGCGUCUUGAGCAGACCCAGGCCGUCACUCGCGACUCCGCGGCAUUUGAAGCUGCCAAGACCAAUGCGGCCUAUUUCGCUGGUCCGGGCGGCAUUCAGGGUGCACUGGAUGGCAUCAAAGGUGGGCCCGAUCGGCCCCAUGGUUUCAACACCCACGAACCUGUUGACAUUUUGCUGCUCCCUACCAACGCCAGUGCCGUCAACUAUUUUGCUGCUUGCGAGGGCCACCCGCAAAUUACCUUGCCACUCGGAUACCGCGACUCCCCGAAAGUUCAGCGCAAUGACACAGGGCGGCUCGUUGCGACGGGGCCCAAUGUACCUUACGGUGUUUCAGCGAUCGCCCGAAAGUACGAUGAGGCGUCCUUGAUGAGAGUGUGGCCGACCAGACCAGGCUGGGGCGCAUUGUCGGGGUUGGUGUUGGUGCCCGCGAAGCCCAGGGCCGUGUUCCAGGCAUCGGCCGUCGACUGGUCCUUGGUGCCCAGCGCCGAAAUCUGCGCCACGGCCGCCUUGGCCGCAUCCUUGGCCGCCUGGUUCGCGUUGCACACGUUGGUCAGCUGGUCCGAGAUGCGCUUCGUGAUGAUGUUGGGGUUCAGUGCCUCCUCCUGGCCCUUGUUGACGAGAGGAUCGAUGGCCUGGAAGGUGAACUCGGUGGCCUUGCGGCCGUCGAGACCAGCCUCGAACUUGAUUGUGGGCACGCACAGGCCGAAGUCGAGGCCGGCAAUGGUCGACUGCUGCACGCCGUUGACAACGGGACCAGCAGCGCCCGUGGACGAAGCAGCACCUGCGGCGCCGACGGAGGCAACCGAGGAAGCCGAGGCAGCAACGACGGACGUCACCAGGGUAGUGGCAGCGGCCGAGGCAGUGGCGGUCGAGGCCGCAGUGACCAACGCGGCGGUGACUGACACGGCAGCGGCGCCCGUCGAGCCAUCGACAGCCUGCGUCGAAAAGUUGGCGAAGCCAUUAGCGGCAACGACAUCGGCGACACUGAGACCGCCGGCGGCAAAGGGGUUGAGCAGCGACGAGGCUGAAUUGGCGUUCUCAAUGUCGCUGCCGACAACGGCCGGGUCGAUCAGCGGGACAAUGCCGCGCAGGACCUCGGUGACCGGGAGCGUCACGUCGGAGCACAGCGAAGGGAUCGACACGGCGAAAGGGUUGAAGUUCUUCUCGGCGGCCACGAGUGCGGCGGCGGCGGAAACCACAUCGGCCGUGCUGCCCAGGGUAGUGAUGAUGGUGUCGGCCAGGGUGAGCUUGGCGCAAGCGUUGGCACCCGCAAGCAACACGCCCGGCACCUGGCCUGAGAGCGUGCCGGCAUCACCGGGCUUGCCGCGGUUGGUAAGGGCGGCGAUGGCGGCGACAGGGCGCGAUUCCUCGCCGAAGCGGGCCUCGGCGGCAGCCACGAGGGCCGCCACAAACAAUGUCUGGUAG